Messenger RNA from Chrysemys picta bellii (western painted turtle), 9534 nucleotides. Lineage: Eukaryota; Metazoa; Chordata; Testudines; Emydidae. The record is from RefSeq and is a predicted model, not a curated record.
ACGAGCCCGAGACACGGGACUCUGCCCAGCCCGGAGCGGGAGCGGAGCUCGGCCGGGCCGGGACCACUGGAGAAGCCCCGCCCAGGGGGGGCCAUGGCCGAGCGGGCCGCUGCCCAGGCUCCGCAAUGGGAUGUCACAGCAGAGCAACCAGUGCCUUUAACCCCCCCGGCUGCCUCUGAUCAUACUUCUGAGGCAGAAAUGCAGCUGCCGCUGGAACAGACUGCCAUGUGGCCCGAGGUGACUGUGGAGACAGCCGUGGAGUCGCAUGCCACGCGACUGUUGACGCUAGAGGGAAGAAUGGGGAUGGCGGAGAACAAACUAGUCGGCUGCGAGAGGACAGUGGUGGAGUUUGGGAACCAGCUGGAGAGUAAGUGGGCCGUGCUGGGAACUCUGAUCCAGGAGUACGGGCUGCUGCAGAGGAGGCUGGAGAACAUGGAGAACCUGCUGAAGAAAAAAGAUGUCUGGAUCCUAAAACUUCCCCCAGGCGCCCAGGGAGAAGUCCCCAAGGUCCCUGUGAAGUUCGAUGAGGUCUCGGGCUGUUUCUCCGGGCAGGAGUGGGGGGUUUUAGAGCAACGGCGGGAGGAGCUUCACAAGAACACAAUGAGGAACAACUAUGAGACGUUGAUCUCGCUGGACAAUGCUGCUUCCACGCCUGAUGCUCAGUCCCCGAUUGAAGCCGGGGUAGAGUCUCGAGUCCAGGAACAGCAGGAAUCUCAAAAAAGAGAAACCCCGCCGGAUCCCAGCACAGGAUCUCCCAUUUCUACUCCCAGCGACAGCUCAUGGAUUAAACAAGAGGAAACGCCAUGUGCUGAGAGUCAGGGGGGCUUGGUGGAGAGAGAAAUCCCUACAGAUCCCAUCAAGGCAGAUGAGUGGUGUCUUGAGGACAGUGCUGUCAUCCCGGAACUUCCCAGGGGGGCGCAAGGAAGCUCAGAGGAGGAUUUCCAGAGACCUGCUGUGAGAUGGAGCCCCGGAAGUCAGUGCAGCUCACUGACACAGCACGGAAACCCUGCAGGAAGCAGCCUGGGCCAGCCCACUCUGUGUGGAGGAGACUUCAGCGGCCUUGCACCAGCCACUGAGCAGGAGGAAAGUCACCCAGGAGAGGGGCCAUAUAUAUGCAAUGAAUGUGGAGAAAGCUUUGUCUGUAAGCAGUUGUUCGCAGUGCACCAGGGAGUCCACACAGCAGGGGGAGUCUGCAUUUCUCCAGCAUGUGGAGAAGGCCUCAGUCAGAAAUCCAGUCUCCUACAUCCCCAGAGAAGCCAGGUCCUGGUAGGUGCGAAGCCCUACAAAUGCUCUGAGGGCGAGAUAAACUUUAGCCUCAAAUCCAGCCUUCUCAAGCACCAGGUCAGUCACACAGGCCCGUACACCUGCGCUAAGUGCAGGAAGAGCUUCAGGCUGAAGAUAAGCCUCCUCGUCCACCAGCGACUCCAUGCGGGGAAGGGCGAGGGCUCGCUGCUCUGUACAGACUGCGGGAAGAACUUCACCCACCCCUCGCAGCUGGUCCGGCAUCAGCGGAUCCACACGGGGGAGCGGCCCUACCAGUGCACCGACUGCGAGAAGAGCUUCACGGAGAAGUCCAAGCUCACCAACCACUACCGCACGCACACCGGCGAGCGGCCCUAUGCCUGUGCUCAGUGCGGGAAGCGCUUCAUCCGCAAGCACCACCUGCUGAAGCACCAGCGCGUGCACACGGGCGAGCGGCCCUACCAGUGUCCCGAGUGCGAGAAGAGCUUCACCCAGAAGUACUACCUGGUCGAUCACCGGCGGCUGCACACGGGCGAGCGCCCCUUCCAGUGCCCCACCUGCCAGAAGAGCUUCACCGAGAAGUCCAAGCUCACCAGCCACUUCCGCAUCCACACGGGGGAGCGGCCCUACCACUGCGGGGAGUGCGGGAAGCGCUUCACGGAGAAAUCCCAGCUCACCAACCACUUCCGCAUCCACACCGGGGAGCGGCCCUACGCCUGUGCCCAGUGCGACAAGUGCUUCAUCCGCAAGCACCACCUGCUGAAGCACCAGCGCGUGCACACGGGCGAGAGACUCCACCGCUGCCCCCAGUGCGAGAAGAGCUUCCGCUACAAACAGUCACUGAACUGCCACCUGAAAAUCCACCUGGGGAACCACUGCCCCAUGGGCAGCGCCCUGUCCCCUGAGCAACAAACCCCAGCUAGACCUCUUUGUGUGGCUCUUGAAUGGGACAUGGAGUCCCAGGACCUGUCACUUGAACAGCCUCUUGCUGUCCCCGAACCAACUUCUAUGGACGAUGCAGAUCUUCAGACAGCAGAGAUUUCCCUUACGGUCGUGGCAGAAAUCCAGGCUGUGGACAGGAAGGUAGAGGUUCAGGCAGCACAACUGAUGAAUCUGGAGGGAAGAAUGAGGAUGGCAGAAACGAAGCUAGUCGGUUGUGAGAAGACAGCGGUGGAGUUUGGGAACCAGCUGGAGAGUAAGUGGACGGCGCUGGGAACUCUGAUCCAGGAGUACGGGCAACUGCAGAGGAGGCUGGAGAACAUGGAGAACCUGCUGAAGAACAGGAACUUCUGGAUCCUGAGACUCCCCCCAGGCGCUAAUGGAGAAGUCCCCAAGGUCCCAGUGACAUUCAACAACAACUCGUUUAAUUUCUCGGAGCAGGAGUGGAAGAGCUUGGACGAAUGGCAGAAGGAGCUUUACAGGCACAUCAUGAAGGGCAAUUACGAGGCUGUGAUCUCGCUGGACGAGCAGCAGUGUGGUGAGGAAGGUCCUGCAAACCUCGAUCUUCCUAGCCUGUUACCAGGAGACUGGGAAGAGCUUUUCUCCAGUCCUGAGGAGGAAUUGACGAAGGAGAGCCAGACCAGCUCAGCGAUGCUGCAGAGAAACCCUCCCGGGAGUGGGCUGAGGCGAUCUGCUCGCCGUGGAAGAGAUUUAAUGAAAAAUGUCUCUGAGGAAGCACACGCAGCAGAGGGGCCGUACAUAUGCUGCGAGUGUGGGGAAAGCUUCCUAGACAAACAGCUUUUUGCCACACAUCAGAGAAUCCAUGCAUCAGGGGGAGCCUGCACUUCUCUGGAGCACGGAGAAAACGUUAAACAGAAACCCAAAAUCACAACUCCUCCAAGAACCCAGGUGCCCGUCCGUUCAAAACCCCCUAAGCGUCCUGAGCCAGAGAAGAGCUCCAAUCUCAAAUACGGCUUCGUAAAACACCAGGCAAACCAUAUGGUGGAGAGGCCCUAUACGUGCACUCAGUGCAGGGAGAGCUUCAGUCUGGAGGUGAGUCUUAUCUUACACCAGAAACUUCACACGGGGAAGGGCGAUGGGCCCCUGACGUGUACGUAUUGCGGCAAGGACUUCCGGGACCUCUCCAAGGCGAUCCGACAUCAGCGGAUCCACACGGGAGAGCGCCCGUAUCAGUGUACGGAAUGCGGGAAGAGCUUCAUCCGCAGGGAUCAUCUCCUGAAGCACUGGCGGGUCCACACGGGGGAGACGCCAUACCAGUGCCCCGUCUGUGGGAAGAACUUCCGCUACAAGGAGUCGCUGAACUGCCACCAGAAAAUUCACACGCGGAACCCCCAGCCCCUGGAGGGCUCACAGCAGCUGGAGACAGGAACCCAGACCACCCUCCUCGGUGUAAGGGCCGGGGCCGGGGCUUUGCUGCUCGGCAGCGCGGUGGGCAGCGUGGCCCGCCCCGGUUCCUGCCGCCGGGCCGCAGGCGCUGGGGAGUGGCCCGGGACGGGGCUUGGCCCUGCCGGGGGCGGGGAGCAAGUGGCGGCCAAUGAUACCGAGACCGGGUCCGGGGGCAGGUUAAACUGGGGCAUCUGCUCCGCCUGCCAGCCCCGGAGCUUCGCCCUUUGUCAUCGCUGGGAGCCCCCCGGGGCAAGGGGGGAGUCCCGGUCCGGGGCGCCCAGACCGCGGGGCCCGGGGGUCGCUAACGGCACAGGACCCAAGGGCACCGCUUCCUUCCCCUGCACCCUGGGGACAGAGCGGGGAUUUUCUCACCCUUCCCUUCGGCCCGAACACGUGUUUGGGGACCGGACCGGAUGCUGCCCGAGGAGGCGUCGGGCUCCAGAAUGGGACAUGGAGCCCCAGCACUGGCCUCUUUCACAGCCCCACACUUUCCCCCGCCGGACGUCUGAGAGAGAAACCCCGCUGCACGCUGCGGAGAUCUCCCUGAGUCUAGUGGCUGCCAUUCAAGCUGUGGAGAGAAAAGUUGAUGCUCACGCCAUCCGGUUGCUGAAUCUGGAAGGGAGAACAGGGACGGCGGAGAAGAAAUUGAUAGGUUGUGAGAAAACCGUGGUGGAGUUCGGGAACCAGCUGGAGAGUAAGUGGGCCGUGCUGGAGACUUUGAUCCAGGAGUACGGGGUGCUGCAGAGGAGGCUGGAGAACAUGGAGAACCUGCUGAAGAACAGGAACUUCUGGGUCCUGAGGCUCCCCCCAGGCACUAAGGGGGACGUCCCCAAGGUCCCAGUGCCGUUCGAUGACGUCUCCGUCUAUUUCUCCGAGCAGGAGUGGGAGAACUUAGACGGUGGGCAGAAGGAGCUGUACAAGAACGUGAUGAAGGGGAAUUACGAGACCCUGAUCUCGCUGGACUACGCCGUCUCCAAACCCGACAUCGUGUCCCAGAUCGAGCAGGGGGAGGAGCCGUGUGUCAGAGAUCGGGAGGACUCCGAGAGCAGAGAGAUCCCUCCAGAGCCCUGCUCGGCAGAUAGCAGGGUGGUGGUCAAAGUGGAGGAGGAGAGCCCUGAGGAGGAGCCGGAGCACCUGGAGCUACAAAGGACGUUGCCGGAAAUGGAGGUUUUCCAGUGUCUGGAACAGGGAACGACCCAUGAGGAGAGUCUGUGCAGCCCUGAGAGGGAGCCCGCGGACCUGCCCGGAAACGGCCUGGAGGAGCCGACUCAGUGCGGGACAGACCCCCAGGAGCUCAAGCCGUUGCUUGUUCACCUGCAGAGCCCCGCGGCAGCCAGGUUGUUCGUCUGCGCCGAGUGUGGGAAGACCUUCCGCAGCCGGCAGCAUCUCACCCUGCAUCAGAGGGACCACACGGGAGCAGGGGCUUGCCUGCCGCAGCCCAGGGAGAGCUUUGCCCUGAAACCCACCCCCAGACCCCACCCCGGGGCCCAGGCGGGAAGCAAACCCUACAAGUGCUCCGAGUGCGAGCGCAGCUUCUGCCACAAGUCCAGCCUGCGGAAGCACCACCUGGCGCACACCGGGGAGCGGCCCUACACCUGCGCCGAGUGCCGGAAGAGCUUCAAGCAGAGGGUGAGCCUGGUGCUGCACCAGCGGAUCCACUCGGGGAGGAGCGAAGGCUCCUUCAUCUGCACGCAGUGCGGCAAGUACUUCAGCCACCACUCCAACCUGACGCGGCACCUGCGCAUCCACACGGGGGAGCGGCCCUACAAGUGCACCGAGUGCGAGAAGAGCUUCACGCGCAACCAGUACCUGGUGGAGCACCAGCGCAUGCACGCGGGCGAGCGCCCCUAUCACUGCGCCGAGUGCGGCAAGAGCUUCCGUUACAAGCGCUCGCUCUACUACCACCAGAACAUCCACCCCGGGAAGGGCUUCCCUGGGCUGGGGCCAGGGCCGGGCCAUGCUCGGGAAUGGGACAUGGAGUCCCUGCACUCGGCUCCUCUGCAACCCCACGUUGUCCCCAAGCGAAGGGCUGUGGGAGAAACCCAGCUGCAAACGGCAGAGAUCUCCCUGUGGACUGUAGUGGCUGCCAUUCAAGCCGUGGAGAGGAAGGUGGAUUCCCAUGCCACGCAGUUACUGAGUCUGGAGGGCAGAACAGGGACAGCGGAGAAGAAAGUAUCUGACACAGAGAAAGGAAUGAUGGAGUUUAGUAACCAACUGGCCGUGCUGGGAACUCUGAUCCAGGAGUACGGGGUGCUGCAGAGGAGGCUGGAGAACAUGGAGAACCUGCUGAAGAACAGGAACUUCUGGAUCCUGAGACUCCCCCCAGGCACUAAGGGAGAAGUCCCCAAGGUGCCAGUGACGUUCGAUGAUGUUUCUGUCUAUUUCUCUGAGCAGGAGUGGGGGAAAUUGGAUGAUUGGCAGAAAGACCUUUACAAGAACGUGAUGAAAGGCAACUAUGAAUCAUUGAUCUCACUGGACUACGCCAUCUCCAAACCUGACCUUCUGUCCCGGAUUGAACGGGGGGAGGAGCCGUGGGAGGGGACUCAGGAGGACUCCGAGGAGAGCGUGAUCCCAAUGGAGCCUAGCACAGAAUCGCUGAGCCUUACUCAUGACAUUGUAUCGUGGGUAAAACAAGAAGACCUGUACAUCAGGGAUCAGUGGGACUCAGAGGAGAGAGAGAUCUCUACAGAGCCCAACGCAGCAGAUGACGAGGUUGUAGUCAAAGCUGAGGAAGGAAUCCCGUUGAGCCUGGAGUUGUACAGCACGUUGCCUGGACGACCAGAAGAGACUGUUUUCCAGUACCCUGAGCAGGAACCUAUCUGUGAUGAUCAGGGCAACGUUAGCAUCCAGGGAGAAUACCCUGAUGGGAACAGACUGGGGGACUCGGCUGCAGGCGAGGGAGACUUCAGUAACUUCACCACAAUCAUUGUCCAAGAGGAGAGCCUCCCAGGAGAGGCACCGUACGUCUGUUCUGAAUGUGGGAAAAGCUUCCUCUACGAGCAGCAGUGCGUACUGCACCAGAGGAUUCAUGACGGAGCCCACACGCCUCCUGAGCGCAGGGAGAGCUUCAAGCAAAACCACUGUCUCAAAUCCUGCCCACAGAGCCAGCCGGGUGAGAGACUCUAUAACUGCCCUGAGUGCGAGCGGAGCUUCCCUCACAAGUCGAGCCUCAGCAAACAUCAGCUCUCCCACACAGGGGACCGGCCGUACACCUGUGCUGAGUGCAAGAAGAGCUUCCGGUUGAAGAUCAACCUCAUGAUACACCAGAGGAGUCACGCGGGGAAGAGCAGGGGCUUGUAUAUCUGCAAUGAAUGUGGUAGGGGCUUUAACCACCAUUCGAACUUCAUUAGGCACCAGAUGAUCCACACUGGGGAGAGACCCUAUGGCUGCACCGAGUGUGGGAAAACCUUCAUGCGGAAGGAGCACCUCCUGACCCACCGGCGCCUGCACACGGGAGAGCGGCCCUACCAGUGCACCGAGUGCCGGAAGAGCUUCACCCGCAAGCAGCACCUGGUGGGACACCAACGCAUCCACACGGGGGAGAAACUCUGGGGGACGCUGGCAGCACAGAGACGCUUGCACGACCUGCCAGGCAAAGCGCACAGGGGAGAGCCUGUGUCGCUGCACUCGAUGCACAAGGAGUUCCCCCCGUGUGACCACAACUCCAUAUCUAAUGUCUGUCUUUGCAAACAGGGUCCAGAACUGGAUGCAGUGACACAGUGCCCAUCUCCUUUACCGCCUCCCAUUGUCCCUGAACGAACGUUUGAAAGAGAAACUCAGACUGCAGAGAUUUCCCUGACUGUUGUGGCAGCAAUUCAAGCCGUAGAGAGGAAGGUGGAUUCUCAUGCCACACGGUUGUUGGAUCUGGAGGGGAGAACUGGGAUGGCUGAGAAGAAAUUAAUAGACUGUGAGAAAACAGCAGUGGAGCUUGGCAACCAGUUGGAGAGUAAAUGUGCUGCACUAGGAACUCUGAUCCAGGAGUACGGGCUGCUGCAAAGGAGGCUGGAGAACAUGGAGAACCUGCUGAAGAACAGGAACUUCUGGAUCCUGAGACUCCCCCCAGGCACUAAUGGAGAAGUCCCCAAGGUGCCCGUGACAUUUGAUGACGUCUCAGUCUAUUUCAAUGACAAGGAGUGGGAGAAACUAGACGAAUGGCAGAAGGAACUGUACAAGAAUGUAAUGAAGGGCAAUUAUGAAUCUUUGAUCUCCUUAGACUCUGCAAUUUCCAAACCUGGUGUUUUGUCACAUGUCGAACAAGGAGUAGAGUCACGGGUCAGAGGGCAGCAGGACUCAGAUGAGGAGAGAGAAAUCCUUACUGACCCCAGUGCAGCAGGUAUAAGGGUUGUGAUCAAAACAGAGGAGAUUAAUCCUGAGGACUCCCCUGAAAACCUGGAGCUGGACAGAAUGUUGGAACGAUCAGAAGGAAGUUUCCAGAAUCCAGACCAGGAAGUAACCCAUGGUAGUCCGUAUGGCUCAGUAACGCCUCCGAGAAAACCCUCAGGGAACUGUCUGGAUGAGUCCACCGACUAUAAAACAGAUUUCAGCGAAAUCAGAAGAGUCAUUGUUCAGCAGGGUAACUGCACAGAUGAUGGGAUUGUGAUCAAAACCGAGGAGGAGGAUGAUCCUGACACCCUGGAGCCAUAUGCCAUGUUCUCGGGCAGGGCAGAGCAGCAGAUUUUCCAGAAUCAUGAGCCGGGGACAACCUGUGAGGCUCAGUGCAGUUCCAAAAUGCAACAGAGAAACCUAAUCGGAAACAGGCCAGGGCAAUCUGCUCCCUGUGAAAGAGACUCCAGUGAAACGAAGACGGUCAUCGUCCACCAGAGAAACCGCACCAGGGAAAGACCUUAUAUCUGCCCUGAGUGUGGGAAAAGCUUCAUGCUGAAGAUCAACUUUAUAAUCCACCAGAGGAACCAUCUCAAAGAGGGGCCCUACGAAUGUAAUGAGUGCGACUUAAGCUUCAGGAUCAAGCAGCAGUUUAUCCUGCACCAGCGCAGCCACACGCGCCGGGGCGUCGGCCCAGCCCGGCGUGUGGAGAACUUCAGAGACCAGCACAGCCUCAAGCCAGAGCAGAGAACGCCAGCGGCAGGGAAACCCUAUAAAUGCACAGAGUGUGAGAGCAGCUUCAGCCACAAGUCGAGCCUCAGCAAACAUCAGAUCACGCACGUGGGGGAGCGGCCGUACACGUGCAGCGAGUGCAGGAAGAGCUUCCGGCUACAGAUCAGCCUGAUCAUGCACCAGAGGAUCCACACUGGGAAGAGCGAGAUGUCCUUCAUAUGCCCUCAGUGCGGGAAAAACUUUAGUCGCCCCUCCCAUCUCCUCAGGCACCAGAGGACUCACACGGGGGAGCGGCCCUAUAAAUGCACCCAGUGCGAGAAAACCUUCAGUGAGAAGUCCAAGCUUACCAACCACUACCGCAUCCACACGCGGGAGCGGCCGCAUGCCUGCACCGAAUGCGGCAAAGGCUUUAUCCGCAAGCACCACCUGCUGGAGCAUCAGCGCAUCCACACUGGGGAGCGACCCUACCACUGCACUGAGUGCGGCAAGAACUUCACUCAGAAGCACCACCUGCUGGAGCACCAGCGGGCUCACACCGGCGAGAGGCCCUACCCCUGCACUGAGUGCACUAAGUGCUUCCGCUAUAAACAGUCCCUUAAGUACCACUUGAGGACGCACACGGGGGAGUAGGAGCCAAUGGGAGCUGCACCCCACCUGGGCAUUUGAGUCAGGAGUCUUUGUGGAAGGAAGCAGUGGUGCGACAGUGUGUAGGGACUGAUAAUUUGAUGUAAAACAAAUAACAUGCAGCAAAAUUUAAAAGAACAGAAAAAGCUAAUUUAGGGUAAAUAUUCAUCAUAAUGUACAGGAUAUUUUGCUGAAGUAGGACUAACUGCUUUUUAAAUCUAUUCCUUUUGAUAAUAAAUGUGAAGUAACUUUUAUUUGAUAAGCAAA